GCAGGCUGGACCCUUCUUCCAGGUGACAGCUGCCAACAUGGGGGCUCCGGCCCUCCUGUGGCCUCCCCUGCUGUUGCCAUUGCUUACCGUGCUGCUUGGCCAACCUCUGCGGACCUUGGCCCAGGACCAGCCCCAGGUCUGCGAUGUGAACCGGACCUUAUUUACAAUCGAGGAAAACACUAUUGUUUCUGAGCCACUGGUGAACAUUACUGUCCCAAAAGACCAGCAGGUGGCCUUGGGAUCGUCCACCCCUCCUUACGCCUUUAAGCUUGAGGGCAAUCAGCUGUUUCUCAAUGUGACUCCAGAUUAUGAGAAAGACUCAUUGCUGGUGGCAGUCCUGGAGUGUAAGAGAGGAGAUAGUCUGGUGACACAGCUCAGGGUGUCUGUGGCUGUCCUGGAUGUCAAUGACAAUGAGCCAAAAUUCCCCUUUACAAUCAAGAAAUAUGAUGUAUCAGAGGACACCAAAGUGAAUACAAUCAUCAUCCCUGAGACAGAGCUGAAGGCUACAGAUGCUGACAAAGAUGACAUCCUAGUCUACACUCUGCAGGAAGUGACCCCUAAUGCCAACAAAUUCUUCUCCCUGGUGAGCGUAACCUCCCCUGCUCUGAAGUUAGACCAGACCCUGGAUUUCUACAAGAAUCAGAACAUGACCUUCGAGCUGCUGGUCCGGGAUACUUGGGAGGCGAAUGCAAGUGUUAGCCACACGGCCAAUGCCACCCUGGUCUUGAACGUGCUGCCGGCUGACCUACGGACCCCCUGGUUCCUGCCAUGCUCCUAUACAGAUGGCUACUUCUGCAUCCAGGCCCAGUACCGUGCGAUUGUCCCCACGGGACACAAACUGCCAUCCCCCCUCAUCUUGAGUCCUGGUCCCAUCUAUGCUGUGGACGGAGAUCAAGCCAUUAACCAGCGUAUCGUCUACAGCAUUAUAUCAGGUGAGAAACACGGAUGACACAUUUAUCAUCAAUGAAAACGAUGGCAACCUCACGAUGGCCAAAGACAUCCCCAGCCCCAUGAUCUUCACCCUGCUGGUCAAGGCUGAACAGGCUGACAAGGCUCGAUACUCAGUGACCCAGGCCAUUGUGGAGGCUCGCAAUGCCUCUGGGAGCCCACUCCAGUUCUCUCUGAGCCUGUACUAUGGCACAGUGGUACUGGGUUCUGAGGCUGGCACAGCAGUGAAGGACAGGACCUUCCCUUCGGAGAUCCUGAGGAUUCAGGCUCAGUACCAAGGUUUCCCGGACCUCAACUCGGCUGUCACGUAUCGAGUCACCAACUCCUCAGAAUUCAUGAUGAAUGAGGAUAUCAUACUGACCACUGUGCCUAUGGAGGAAGCGAGAACCAUCCGUGUAGAGGUAGAAGCUAGCAAUUCUGUGACUAAGGACACAGCCACCGCUGCUGUUGAGAUCCAGGUGUCAGAGCGGGAGCCGCCCACCACAGAGUCCCCCACACCCCCAGAAGUUGGAGGAACAACUGGGCCUUCAAGUAACACCACUUUGGAAGCCCCCACGACCUCUGGGACCUCUCAAGGACCUGCCACAACCAACUCUGGGGGAAGUGCUGGCCCCUUCCCACCUGCAGGCACAACUCUAAGCCCACCCUCUUCUGCCUCAUCUGUACCUGGGGGCUCCUCCACUCUUGGAAUCAGCACCUCUCCCCAGACAUCCAUUCCUGGUGGGGCUUCAACACAGACCCCCAAACCAGGAACCUCCCAGCCAACAGCUCCUACUUCCACAAGUACCUCCCUCAUGCCAAGCACAUCCAGAACCAACCCAACACAGACCCCCAAACCAGGAACCUCCCAGCCAACAGCCCCUACUUCCAGAACUAGUACCUCCCUCAUGCCAAGCACAUCCAGAACCAACCCAACACAGACCCCCAAACCAGGAACCUCUCAGCCAAUGGUCCCCAUUCCAGGAGCCAGCACCUCUUCCCAGCCAGCCACACCUAGUGGCAGUUCAACACAGACCCCCAAGCCAGGACCCUCUCAGCCGACAGCUACUGGGCCCAUCUCAGGAGGAGGCGAGCUGGGUGACGGCCAGAGAUUUUCCACGGUGGACAUGGCAGUGUUGGGUGGGGUGCUAGGUGCACUGCUGUUGCUGGCCCUCAUCUGCUUGGUUAUCCUGGUCCAUAAGCACUACCGAAAUCGGCUCACUUGCUGCUCUGGGAAGGCUUCGGAGCCACAGCCAAAUAGCUAUGACAACCUGACCUUCCUCCCAGACAACAAGGCCAAGUGGUCGCCUGCCUCCAACCGGAAGCCAGAGCCGGGCCCUGAGCCUGCCCAGCCGCCCCUCCGGCCUCCUAGCCCCAUGUCCUCCAGUCCCACGCCCCCCAGCUCCACGCCUCCUAGCCCUCAGCCCAAAGCUUCCGGGUCUCCUAAGACAGUCCAGGCUGGGGACAGUCCUUCAGCCGUGAGGUCUAUCCUGACUAAGGAGCGGCGGCCGGAGGGGGAGGGCGGCUACAAGGCAGUGUGGUUCGGUAAGGACAUCGGGGCAGAGGCUGACGUGGUGGUCCUCAACGAGCCCACCGCCGACGUGGACAGCGCCAGUGCCUCGGGAAGCGAAGGCAGCGAUGAUGAUGACCCUAAGCAGAAGAAGAGUCUCCGCCUUGGCGCCGAUGCUGACCACACUUACAUCUAGCUCAGCACCCGGACUCUCCACCCCAAGCCACUCCCCUUUCCUCAGCUAAUUAAAGUAGCACUUUCGAA
Molecule: messenger RNA, 2701 nt
Organism: Grammomys surdaster
Lineage: Eukaryota; Metazoa; Chordata; Mammalia; Rodentia; Muridae
Gene: Cdhr5
Product: cadherin related family member 5
Exons: 15
Coding region: 876-2633 (585 amino acids)
Biological process (GO): cell morphogenesis; adherens junction organization; calcium-dependent cell-cell adhesion
Cellular component (GO): catenin complex; adherens junction; plasma membrane
Molecular function (GO): cadherin binding; calcium ion binding
Source: RefSeq, a predicted model, not a curated record